This is a messenger RNA of Ylistrum balloti, 1290 nucleotides long. Its product is annotated as multifunctional protein ADE2-like. NCBI's taxonomy places the organism in Eukaryota, Metazoa, Mollusca, Bivalvia, Pectinida, Pectinidae. Gene Ontology annotation, biological process: 'de novo' IMP biosynthetic process. The transcript is spliced from 8 exons. The record is from RefSeq and is a predicted model, not a curated record. Gene Ontology annotation, molecular function: phosphoribosylaminoimidazolesuccinocarboxamide synthase activity. Bases 1 to 1290 code for a protein of 429 amino acids.
AUGAACGGAACAGUAUCAGAAAAUGGUGACUGUGACUAUACCCUUGGGCCAGUCAUAACUGAAGGGAAGACCAAGAUUGUGUACAAACUUGAAUCUUUGCCUGGUCAUGUGAUGCUUAAAUCAAAGGAUCGAAUUACUGCAGGAGACGGAGCAAGGGCACAUGAUAUGGAAGGCAAAGCUGCCAUUUCAACAGCGACUACAUGUGCUUUGUUCAAAUUGCUAAAUGAUGCUGGAAUUAAGACUCACUUCAAGAGGCAGCAUUCUGAUACCGAGUUUGUAGCAUUAGAAUGUGAGAUGGUGCCACUGGAGUGGGUGACAAGGAGAGUUGCCACUGGGUCCUUCCUCAAAAGACAUCAGGGGGUAAAAGAGGGCUUUCGCUUUUGUCCACCCAAACAAGAAACUUUCUUCAAGGAUGAUGCAAAUCAUGACCCUUUGUGGUCGUACGAACAGUGUGUUGCGGCAGAAUUACGUGUAGGUGGCAUUUUGAUUGGACCAGAUGAGCUGGACAUCAUGAGAAAGACAACUAUCACUGUGUUUGAGAUAUUGGAGAGAUGCUGGACAGCACUGGACUGUAGCCUCAUCGACAUGAAGAUAGAAUUUGGAGUUGUACAAAAUACUGGUGAAAUAGUACUGGCGGACACUAUAGACAGUGACUCGUGGCGUCUGUGGCCAGCAGGAGACCGUCGGUUGAUGAAGGAUAAACAAGUUUACAGAGAACUAAAGGAGGUUACUAAGGAAGCCUUGGAUACUGUGAAGCGUAACUUUGAAUGGGUUGCAGAGAGAGUCAAGCUGCUGUCGCCUAAACCUACUGCCAGAGCUGUUGUUUUGAUGGGGUCUGCGUCUGAUUCCACCCAUGCUGAAAAGAUUAAGGCUAGCUGCAAGUCAUUGGGUGUUCCAUGUGAACUGAGAGUCACAUCAGCUCACAAAGGCACAGAAGAAACACUCAGGAUACUGGCUGAUUACGAAGGCGAAGGUAUACCUACUGUUUUUAUUGCUGUUGCUGGGAGAAGUAACGGUCUGGGGCCAGUGUUGUCCGGCAGUUCUUCAUGGCCAGUUAUCAACUGUCCCCCAUUGUCAGGAGAGUGGGCAGCCCAUGACAUAUGGUCCUCCAUGAGACUGCCAUCAGGUCUAGGAUGUGCUACAGUGAUGUACCCAGAAGCUGCUGGUCUGGCCGCCGCUCAAAUCCUUUCUCUGACCGACCAUGUCAUCUGGAGCAAGAUCCGUGCUAAACAACUGAAUACUUGGAUAGGACUCAAACAGGCCGACCGCAAGAUGAGGAAUGACAAGUGA